Anopheles darlingi is the source of this 1292-nucleotide messenger RNA. RefSeq lists its product as uncharacterized. The coding region runs from base 207 to 1292 and encodes 361 amino acids. NCBI's taxonomy places the organism in Eukaryota, Metazoa, Arthropoda, Insecta, Diptera, Culicidae. The transcript has a single exon. The record is from RefSeq and is a predicted model, not a curated record. Gene Ontology annotation, biological process: proteasome localization; nuclear protein quality control by the ubiquitin-proteasome system. Gene Ontology annotation, cellular component: nucleus.
UUUGGUUCUGUUUUGUCUUGUUUUGUCCUGUGUUUUCCUGCUACAUUUUAUCACAAUUUUUGCCUGUUUAGUGCCGUUUAGUUCCAUUUUCACUCAUUGGGCUGUGUUUUUAUUGAAUAACGUGCUGUUAAUUUGUGUAUUCCGAAAAAAUCCGCCUCAUCCGGGCAUCCGUGUAACGAUUCGUCGAGCCAGCUAACGUUGGACGGAUGAUGGCGCAAACCGGUGGAACACCCCGGUUAAGAGCACCGCUCACCGAGCUGCCGACCGUGCCACAAAUGCGGCCCUCGCCAACGGAAACGCCUGCGACGCCUACUGUGGUGACGCGCCGUGCUGCACUCAAUCCGCGCAUCAUCGAUAGUCCGAUGGCCAACAUACCGGAUAGUAUCCUCAGUCCAUCGCUGUCUCCUGAGGAGAUCGUCAUUCGACAGCGUGGCCGCCGCCGGAUGCCAAUCGUUUGGUCACCCGAUAAUCGGUCUCUGUUUCCAUCGCCGAUGAAGACGCCUACCAAAAGCAUUUCGACGAUGACGUUGCGUAGCUCACCUCGCAAACGUUCCCUCAUCCAGGAGCUGUCCGAGCCAUCGGCACCAGCUGUGCCAUCGGCCACCUCUCUCGGUACACCGUCGAAGCGGCUUUUGUCGGUUCGUUCCUCCAUCGGCGACACCCCUGGAUCCAGUGGGAAAAGACCGAGGGUCGAAGAGUCGGCCAUGAAUCGCCAGAAUGAAGGUAUUCCCUUGGAGACGAUUCUCAAGGGCUACAGCCAUGAGCAGCUGAUCGAGAUCAUCGGUACGCUGGUUAACGGUAACGAGCAGCUUGAGCGCACCGUGCGCUAUGAACUGCCUAUUCCAGACAUUGGGCCACUAGAGACUGAACUGAUAAAGCUUAAGAAGAACAUUUACGCCAGCGUGCCGCAGCAAAAGCUGUACAGCCGUACCGAUUGCCAUGGAUUUCUACGUGCCUCAACUCAUCUGGCCACCUUUAAGCAGACGAUCAACGCUCACUCGCAAACGUUGUAUAGCUCACGCCAUUGGGAUGCAUUGCUCGAUUACGUGCUGAUGGCAUGGCCGUAUGUUCGCGAAACACCGGUUUACGAGAACGCUCGGCACAACGCCACCCGGCGUUACUGCUUCAAGCUGCUAGCACAUCAUGCCACCAGUGCACUGAAGCACGGAUCGAUGGCACUCGGGAAGGAACGCAUCAUUCGGCUGCAGCAGAAGCUACCAGCCAUGGCUGCAGAUUGGGCAGAAAUCGGAGACUGUGGCCGGUGCUUGAGCUACAUUUUGAACUGCAUCUAG